Molecule: messenger RNA, 2768 nt
Organism: Ctenopharyngodon idella (grass carp)
Lineage: Eukaryota; Metazoa; Chordata; Actinopteri; Cypriniformes; Xenocyprididae
Product: gastrula zinc finger protein XlCGF8.2DB-like
Exons: 3
Coding region: 215-1285 (356 amino acids)
Biological process (GO): regulation of transcription by RNA polymerase II
Cellular component (GO): nucleus
Molecular function (GO): RNA polymerase II transcription regulatory region sequence-specific DNA binding; DNA-binding transcription factor activity, RNA polymerase II-specific
Source: RefSeq, a predicted model, not a curated record
AUAGAGGGAUUAUUUGGUUAAAAAUACAUUUCUAUGCACUACUGUGAUUGUAGACAGCAGCGUGUGAACAGGACUUUUAUUUUGGUAUGGCGACAUGAUGUCAUAAGGCUGCGCCGCGCUCCUGCUCGUGUUGUGAUUCGGCUAAAGAAAGGACAAACACACAGAAAAACUCCUGGUGAAGCGACUGAGAUCUUUGUGACACACUAUUAUAAAGAUGGCAUUUAUUAAAGAGGAGAGUGAAGACGUGAAGAUUGAAGAAACAUUCAGAAUUAAACAAGAAGAUACUGAGGAACAAACAAAGAUGGAGUGUAUUAAAGAGGAGAGUGAAGACGUGAAGAUUGAAGAAACAUUCGGAGUGAAACAUGAAGAGACUGAGGAACAAACAGACCUGAUGGCACUGAAAGAGGAGACUGAAGUACUGAAUGAAACGGAAGAGAAAGAUCCAUAUAAUAAUCAUCAUGAUUUCAUAACAGAAGAAAAACAGACUGAAAAGUCUUUCUCGCAAAAAGGAGCUCAAAAGAAUGAGUCUAGGAGUCACUUCACCUGCCAACAGUGUGGGACGAGUUUCAAUAAAAAAGGAAACCUUAACAGGCACAUGAAAGUUCACACUGGAGAGAAACCUUACAGAUGCGCUAAGUGUGGAAAGAGUUUCAAUCAAAAAAGAUACUUUGAAGACCACAUAAGGAUUCACACUGGAGAGAAGCCUUUUACUUGCAAACAAUGUGGAAAAAGUUUUAACCAAAAGGGAAACCUUAAUAACCACAUGAGAGUUCACACUGAAGAGAAGCCGUACAUCUGCCCUCAAUGUGGAAUAAGUUUCACUCAGAAAGAUAGCUUUAACAGUCAUGUGAAAAUUCACACUGGAGAGAAGUCUUACACGUGCCCUCAGUGUGGAAAGAGUUUCAAUCAACAAGGAAAACUUACAAUCCACUUGAGAAUUCACACUGGAGAGAAACCUUACACCUGCAAACAAUGUGGAAAAAGUUUCAACCGAAAAGGAAUCCUUCAAAGGCACAUGAGAAUUCACACUGGAGAGAAGCCGUUUACAUGCUUUCAAUGUGGAAAGAGUUUCACUCAAAUAGGACACUUUGUAGACCACAUAAGAAUUCACACUGGAGAGAAGUCUUUCAGCUACAAACAAUGUGGAAAAAGUUUCAACCUUAAAGGAAACCUUGACAGGCACAUGAGAGUUCACACUGGAGAGAAGCCGUUUAAAUGUGGUCACUGCGAAAAGACUUUCAGAUAUAAUGUAACCCUCGAGUACCACAUGAGGUUUCAUGUAUGAAAGAACUCAAGUCUUCAGUGUGGAAUGAGCUUCACGGACAGGAAUCACCUUAGGAAUCAUGUAAUAACUCACACCAGAAAUAAAGCAAAUCUUGUGGUACACAUAAGCAUCCGGAUGGACUUUUCUUUCUUUGUUAAAAUACCUGAGAAGUGGACUUGGUGAACAUCCCUAGUGCCAUGAGGAGCUGUGGGUAUUAAUUUUAACAUUAGCAUUAAAUUUCAUUGUCAAUGACAUUGUGAAGUGGAGUGGUAAUUACCCGGACUUAUUCAUAAAUUGCUAAAAUAGAACUCAUUAAUUGUAAGUAGUGUUUAAUUUACUCUUACUACAUAUUGAUACACAGUUUACCAUUUGAUGAAAAUAUCAUAGUUGUUUAGUUGUUUAAAUGAAGCACAAGUGCCACCUACAGGCUAAAAGGUGACGUGAAAGGAUUCAGAGCGAUGAUUAAAACAUUGAUGGGGUAGAUCAAGUCCAUCAACACUCCCAAAGCUUGCACAGUCUUAUACGUCUUUGUGGGUACGGCGUUUCAUUCGGUAAUGUUAAAAAGCUUUAUACUAUGGGGCAGUUGAUUGGUUUACGAAUGUUCUAAGGUGUGCAAUUAUUUUCAGUAUAAAGUAGAUCUAGGCAGGUCUUGACAGCAUUAGUUUCAUAUCACUUCGCCAAAUGAUUUCAGUUAUUUCAAAGGUCUUUACAGCCUACAGCAGCAAAAGAAUCAAAACCCACUAUGACACUGACCAAUCAAAUAAAUAUAUUAAACAACAGGAUAAAUAUGACAGACUGUUACAAGAAGUAAUUUAUUUGUUCAUUGAAAGUCAUUGAUAAAAUUUCUUGUGAAGUAAAGAUUUACCUAUAAAAAUGAACUAUCCUGUCAAUGAGUGGAAAAAGGGCCGCUAUACUUACAGUCUGGAGGGCAAUGAGGUUUUCACUGAAACAUUGAAUCUUUUUGUCAACUGUCCCCUCUGUGUCUUGAAUGAAACACAAUGGACCUGAAUACCAAGUUGGAGUUUGUUUGUUCUGCUGUUGAAAAUGAAAUGCCUGUUUUUAAUAAGAUAGUUAAUAUUAUUUUGAAGGAUGAGCAAGCAUUCCUUUUGACUAGUAAGAUUACUAUAAUGCAUUUUGAUGAGCAUGUGAAUGCAGUCUGUACUGAGGAGGUGGAUGAUGUUUUUACUGCUACUUGUGUAGCUGAUUUGAGUCCCAAAUUUGAUGACUUGCGACUCGACUCAACAUAAUCAAGGAAGACUUGUGACUCGACUUAGACUUUGACAACAAUGACUCAGGCUUGAACCCUCUGACUUUAAAAGUCUGUAUGGCCUACCUUCUAAAAACUGAUCACUUUCACGCUUUGGCUGGCACUGAGCCUGAAAGAGACUCACUUGUCAUAUAUCACAACUGUUCUGUUUUGUCAACCACAUAAGGUUUGCUAGUACUUCUAUAAUAAAAAAAAACACUGAUGUGCAACAUUAAUAAACAUCAAACAUAAUUUAAA